This is a messenger RNA of Camelina sativa (false flax), 687 nucleotides long. NCBI's taxonomy places the organism in Eukaryota, Viridiplantae, Streptophyta, Magnoliopsida, Brassicales, Brassicaceae. The record is from RefSeq and is a predicted model, not a curated record.
AUGACUACCUCCGGUAACGUCUCUCCAUCGACGGGUGAAGUCAUCACGACUGCAACCACUUCCCUCUUCAUUGUCAACACUGGCAAUGUAACCAAACUUAACGAUACCAACUACGUGAUGUGGAGCCUUCAGAUCCAUGCUUUGGUUGAUGGUUAUGAGCUUGCUGGAUACCUCGAUGGAUCCACAACUGCUCCUCCUCCUAUGGUGACGACCGGAACCACCUCUACCCCGAAUCCGGACUUCGUCAUCUGGAAACGCCAAGAUCGCCUCCUGUUUAGUGCCUUGCUUGGUGCUAUGUCUCCCUCUGUUCAACCUUUGGUCUCACGUGCCACCACAGCUGCUGAAGUAUGGACCAAGGGGAAUAAAACCAUAGAUGAAUAUGUUCGUGGUCUUGUUAUACGCUUUGAUGAACUUGCUGCUCUUGGUAAACCUAUGGAUCAUGAGGAUCAAAUCGAAAAGAUACUUGAAGGUCUUCCCGAAGACUUCAAGCCUGUUGUCGACCAGAUUGAGAGCAAGGACUCUCCACCAACCAUCUCCGAUGUUCAUGAGCGAUUGUGUAAUCGUGAAGCCAAGCUCCUUGCUGUUGCUGCUGCCACUCUAACUCCGUUUCCAGUGUCUGCUAAUAUCGCUCAAAACCGUCCGAACAACAACAACAGACACAACAACAACAACAACAACCGUUUUUGA